Messenger RNA from Choloepus didactylus (southern two-toed sloth), 345 nucleotides. Its product is annotated as NADH dehydrogenase [ubiquinone] 1 alpha subcomplex subunit 5-like. Gene Ontology annotation, biological process: respiratory electron transport chain. The record is from RefSeq and is a predicted model, not a curated record. Lineage: Eukaryota; Metazoa; Chordata; Mammalia; Pilosa; Megalonychidae.
AUGGAAAGCUUAUAUCAGUUUUACACUCCUGUUAGCAGUGUACAAGAAUCAGUAGCUCCCAGUACCCUCAAAGCAAGCAUUUCUAUGAAGACAUCCUUCACAGUCAGCACUGUCACGGUGGGUGUGCUGAAGUUGACCACUGGCCUUGAGGGAUUGGCUGUAAGUGAUAGUCCACAUGAAGAACCAGAUGUUAAAAAAUUAGAAGAUUGACUUCAGAGUGGUCAAAUAGAAGUGAUUCUUCAGGCUGAAAGUGAACUAAGUCUGAUGAGAAAAAUGAUACAAUGGGAACCAUGGGAGCCUUUAGUGGAAGAACCUCCCACCAAUCAAUGGAAAUGGCCAAUAUAA